GAAUGGCUUCUAUAAGAAACUGGCAGUCUGACAUGUCAGCACAGCAGAUGGAGUAUUUAUAUUCAGCUGAAAACAUAGAAGGCUUGUAGAAAAUGGGCGAUCACAUUCGCAGCGCAGCGGCGAAGCUGCCGAUACAAGGGAAGCGGAACAUCCUCAUCACAAGCGCCUUGCCUUAUGUGAACAACGUCCCGCACCUCGGCAACAUCAUCGGAAGUGUUCUGAGCGCCGAUGUCUUUGCGCGCUACUGCCGGAUGAGGGGCUAUAACGUGGUCUAUGUUUGUGGCACGGAUGAAUACGGCACUGCAACAGAGGCUAAGGCAAUGGAGGAGGGCUCUUCUCCCAAAGAGAUCUGUGACAAGUUCAGGAUAUGGUUCGAUCAUCCCUGAUGGGGUACGUACUAAACAAGCCCAAUAGCAGUGAC
This is a messenger RNA of Salvia splendens (bonfire salvia), 421 nucleotides long. Its product is annotated as probable methionine--tRNA ligase. The coding region runs from base 93 to 386 and encodes 97 amino acids. NCBI's taxonomy places the organism in Eukaryota, Viridiplantae, Streptophyta, Magnoliopsida, Lamiales, Lamiaceae. The record is from RefSeq and is a predicted model, not a curated record. Gene Ontology annotation, biological process: methionyl-tRNA aminoacylation. The transcript is spliced from 3 exons. Gene Ontology annotation, cellular component: aminoacyl-tRNA synthetase multienzyme complex; cytosol. Gene Ontology annotation, molecular function: ATP binding; methionine-tRNA ligase activity.